AUGAAUAGCCUUGAUGCGAAACGAUUUUUCCAAUAUGUGACUGUAGUAGCUGCUGUGUGUCUUGCCAAAAAAGUAUCACUGAAAAACACAAUCAGCCGGCAUGGAUACCCAGUGGACAUUCAUAACGUUACAACAGACGACGGAUACAUUCUUGGCAUAGUACGGAUUCCAAAGCAAGGUCACACUCCGGUCCUUUUGGUGCAUGGCUUACUGUCCUCAUCGGCCGAUUGGUGCAUUGUGGCAAAACAUUCGCUGGCUUUUCGCCUCUUCGAUGCCGACUUUGAUGUCUGGCUGAUGAACGCCAGAGGCAACACAUUUUCCCGACGACACGUAAGCAUCAGCGCCGACCAGGAGCGUUUUUGGAAUUUUAGCUGGCAUGAGAUUGGAAUGUUUGACCUUCCCGCUGUUAUCGAUUAUAUUCUAGGAAUCACUGGUUUUAACUCGUUACACUAUGCAGGGCAUUCCCAAGGAACAACGUCCUUUUUUGUUAUGUGUUCGAGCCGUCCAGAAUAUAACCGUAAAAUAAAAACUGCGCAUUUAUUGGCACCCGUAGCGUACAUGUACCACACCUAUUCACCCCCAACGCGGGUAUUAAUCCCGAGAACUAAGGAACUUGGAGUUGUGGCCCGAUUGCUUGGCAUAUGGGAAUUACUUGGUCGUUCGGAUAAUCCUUUAAUAGCUGGUGUUCAGGACUCUAUACCACCCGAGACAUUCAUGUCGGUCAUCUACGCAUUCUCCGGUCAACGAGCGGUUCAGUUCAACGAAUCGAUUAUCCGACAGAUCAUGGAAACCCUUCCGGCGGGCUCCGCGCUGAAACAGUUUGAACAUUAUUCCCAGCUGAUUUCGACCGGACGGUUUCAGCAAUUUAACUACGGAACAAAGGGCAACCGGCAGCAUUAUAAUGCUUCGAAACCACCCAGUUAUCAAGUAGAGCGGAUCAAAGCACCGUUGGCGCUGUACUACAGUGAUAACGAUUGGUUUGUGGCGUUGAAGGAUGUCAAACAGCUCAAAAAGAAACUGAAAAAUGUGCUUCUGGAUUACCAUGUGCCCUUGCCGCAAUUUAACCAUCUGGAUUUUCUCUACGACGAGUACGCGUAUAACUUGUACGAUGAAAUAAUUCGACUGAUGAAAGAUAGUGAGAAAAAUGAAUAUUGA
This is a messenger RNA of Sabethes cyaneus, 1155 nucleotides long. RefSeq names its product lipase 3-like. Gene Ontology annotation, molecular function: hydrolase activity, acting on ester bonds. Gene Ontology annotation, biological process: lipid metabolic process. The coding region runs from base 1 to 1155 and encodes 384 amino acids. The record is from RefSeq and is a predicted model, not a curated record. The transcript has 3 exons. Lineage: Eukaryota; Metazoa; Arthropoda; Insecta; Diptera; Culicidae.